Magnolia sinica is the source of this 1150-nucleotide messenger RNA. Its product is annotated as shaggy-related protein kinase NtK-1-like. Lineage: Eukaryota; Viridiplantae; Streptophyta; Magnoliopsida; Magnoliales; Magnoliaceae. The transcript is spliced from 4 exons. The record is from RefSeq and is a predicted model, not a curated record. Bases 453 to 737 code for a protein of 94 amino acids.
ACCACAGAUCCAUCUUGAUUUAUUUUUUAUUUUUAUUUUUUUGCAAAGAAACAUUAGUGGGCCUGAAUUUCUUAGUUGGUGGGCUGGAUGAUAGUUAGUAAACAAGGAAACUACAAUUCAUUAGUCAAACGAGCCCUACAAAAUGUUGGUCAGGGUUCCUCAAAGCACUACAUUGCAUUGGCUGAUAGAGUUAUGGUCAUUGACCAGUUUGCAAUGGUCCAUGCAUUGGACUUCUAUUGCAAGACUCAGAUUCUUUCCUUGUAUAUAUAUUUUAAAUCUUGGGGAGGGAUUAGCCUGAAGAAUCCACUGUUUUCUUUUUUCAGCUUGUUUUGUUUACUGAAAUGAUCCUCUGCAUUUCUUAAAGCAGGUGAAGGAUUGGGUGUUAUUGAGAAAAAAAAGGUGAUUCUGCAACAUACUGGAUCUAGAUCUGUUUGGUUCCCCAUUUGCAGUAAAUGGCAUCAGCUAGUGUGGUGCCUGCGACUGGAUUGAGAAGCACAAGUGGCAAUGCUAUCAGCAUGGAUAGGUUGCCUGAAGAAAUGAAUGAUAUGAAGAUCAAGGAUGACAAGGAAAUGGAAACUGUUGUGGUCAAUGGAAAUGGCACAGAGACGGGUCAUAUAAUCGUGACAACUAUUGGGGGUAGAAAUGGCCAACCAAAGCAGAUGUGUAUUUCAGAAACAGCAGAUCAUGAGAGUAUUAGCUUGUUGGAAGUACCUAGCUGGUGCAUGAAGGAAAUAUGACAUUAGAAGAUUUCCUCACUCCAACUGAGAUGAAAGAUGGACUCACAAACCUUUCUAGAGUCAAAGAGCGGUUGUUGUUAUGCAGAGGCAGAGAGAAAAUAUUACGAAGAAUGUAGUUAGACGGGCAUAGGUUUCUCAACCAAUGGAUCCAAGUGCAGUGGUGGCACAAGUGACAGUUCUAUGGAAGAAUCAAUUAGUGCAGUGCUAGGAGCACUUGAGAAGCUGCCUCUAGAUGAGAGCUUAACUACUUUAGGAAUUGUGGAAACUGUCAAACAUCUCCUUGGCAACAUGAGCUUGAAAGUCCAGGAGAGGGUAAGAACUUUGUUUGAUAGAUGGAUUUGUUUUUAUUUAUUUAUUUAUAUUGAAGACCAUUUUCAAUUUAUUGUAAUAAAUAUUAUAUUUUUUAAAAAUUG